This is a messenger RNA of Owenia fusiformis, 956 nucleotides long. The record is from the annotation of a GenBank genome assembly. NCBI's taxonomy places the organism in Eukaryota, Metazoa, Annelida, Polychaeta, Sabellida, Oweniidae.
AUAAGGCCAUAAGAAGUAGAUUCUUUGUUUUGCGUCCCCUUGCUUGCACGAUUUGGAGUAAAUCAGCAAAAACAAACACAUCCAAAUAGCAAUCACAAGGGUCUGAAAGUACCAUCACAUUUCGUUCAAUCAGAAUCAGACGAAAUGGCGGAUAAUUUGAUGUGCGUCAAAAUUGACAGUGUUAUAAUUACUUAGGCAUACAUUGUGUAUUUUCUUAUUUCUACCCUUGAGUAAUAGCUAUGUUUAAAUAUAUUGUAUAAAAUGGAUAGAUAUGCGUUUGUAAUCACUGCAAAUUGGCAUGUCAUCCCUUUUUAUGCCCAUAAAAUGUGUACAUUUCUCAGCAAAGAAGUUGGUGUUUUUUCUUGAGUUUGUGUUUGUUUUCCUUGUACCCUUGCAUGAUUUGAAUUUUGCCAGGACGCAAAACAAAGAAUCUACUUCUUAUGGCCUAAUUGGCAAACAUGCAUCUGCCUUCAAUACACUACAUACAAAAUUACAGGGUUACAUAGGGAACUUGACAUUUUAUUCCAAUUUAAAAUCCAAAGUAAAACUAAAACACAAGAAAGAAAUACACAAUAAAACCUGUCUUUGUACCUGUUUUGCCUCUCUCUAGUGAACACCUGUGUUUAGUGAACACCACAAGACACAUUUUACAAUGACUCUGUAGGGAACACCUAUAUACAGUGACCAAUUUUCACUCCAUAAGUGUUCACUAUAUACAGGUUUUACUGUAUGUUAUAUUAUAUUAUGUUAUAGAGUAAAAACAAUAAGUCAACAGGAACUAACAGAACUUUAAAAUGUAACUAAACAUAGUAGCAGUUUCAUAUUUCAACUUAUAUGCAAAUAUUGCUACAUGUCUUACACACCUACAAUCUGCAUGUUAUCAGGUGUUUUUUCAUAGAUACCUUAUAUGCAAAUAUAGCUACAUUGUCUUAAACAGCUACAAAACAAUCUGCAUG